Molecule: messenger RNA, 639 nt
Organism: Camelina sativa (false flax)
Lineage: Eukaryota; Viridiplantae; Streptophyta; Magnoliopsida; Brassicales; Brassicaceae
Source: RefSeq, a predicted model, not a curated record
AUGGAGUCCCACUUCAGACAAAGGCGAGAUGCUACUGGAAGGCUUGGUCUUACUGCACUUCAAAAAUGUACGGCAGCUAUUCGUUUGAUGGCUUACGGAUAUACGGCAGAUGCGGUGGAUGAAUAUUUACGACUCACUGAAACAACCUCCCACAAAUGCCUUCUACAUAUUGUUGAGGGAGUUAUAAAUCUGUUUGGCGACGAGUAUCUCAGAAGACCUACAGCGGAAGACCUCCAACGAUUACUGAAUAUUGGAGAACAUCGCGGUUUCCCCAGAAUGAUAGGGAGCAUAGAUUGUAUGCAUUGGGAGUGGAAGAAUUGUCCCACUGCAUGGAAAGGACAAUAUACACGUGGAUCUGGUAAACCGUCAAUCGUACUAGAGGCUGUGGCAUCACAAGAUUUAUGGAUUUGGCACGCAUUUUUUGGACCACCGGGUUCGUUAAAUGAUAUCAAUGUCUUGGACCGCUCCCCGGUGUUUGAUGAUAUCCUAGAGGGCCGAGCUCCGAGAGUUAGAUACGUUGUCAAUGGAUGGCAAUACAAAAUGGCGUACUACCUCACGGACGGUGCAAAUUUUAUCCGUCGGUACGAUAAUAUAACAGUGACCAUGUUCUACAAUCAUCCAAUUUGGGUGGUUGCCUAG